AUGACACACAGCCCCCUGUCGCCCCCACCCCCCCUGCCCUCACUGUGUCCGAGCAUGGACCAGGUGGGCGUCAACGCCUUCCUGCACCAUUUUGUCACCGGCGACCACAGCCCCUCGCGUGGAUACCUCAACUAUAUCCCGGCCACUCUGGGCGCCAAUGACGACCAGCCGACCCUGGUCGCCAGCCUGGCCGCCGUCGGCCUGGUGACGCUGGCGAACUCCCAUCAUCAGCCGGAACUGGUGCGCCAAGCCCGCAUCAAGUACGCGGAGGCCAUUCGGAGCGUCAACGCCGCCCUGGCCUCGCCCGUCGAGUCGGUCAAGGACAGCACGCUGAUGGCCGUCAUCUCCCUGGGUGUUUUCGAGCACUUCUCGGGCUUUGACGCGUGGAUGCGUCACGUGCAGGGGGCUGCCGCGCUGACCGUCCUCCGCGGCAAGGACCAAUUCGCUGGCGGCAACCCGACCGCCCUGCUCCUCUUCACGCAGGUCCGCACCGACAUUAUAGCCGCCUGCACCCGCACCAACCGACCGUUUCCGGCGGAUAUGCGUGCUCUCCAGGACGAGGCCGCCAAGCACGUGGGCGCCCCCAACGCUGUCUGGGAGAUAGGGGUGCUGGCCACCCGGUGUGUGGACCUGUUAUGGCAGGUGAUGGAGACCACAGGCACAACUCAGUUCCCCGGUCUCUUAAGCGCCGCGUUGGUACUGGAGCGGGACUUUGAAAUCGCGAUGGCGACCCUCGCCGUCCAAGAACCGUUUUAUGCCACCACCGCGGAGGAAGCGGGAUGGGUAGGCAGUGAUCCCGACACUAUUUACAACGGUCGCGUCGACAUCUACCUCAACCCGUGGGCGAUUCGAGCCUGGAACAACGCGCGCAGCAUCCAAAUGAUCGUCUGCGAGAUUAUAUGCUACCUUUUGAAGAAGAUGCUCACGCUGAGCCCCGCCGCUCCGGCUGCACAAGUCCGUUUGCGCCGUCGGCAACUGCACGAGACACUCGGAAUCCUCUCCCGCGUUGGCGAGGAUAUCCUGGCCACCGUACCGCAGGCGCUGGGGAUCGUGGCCCCGCCUGCGAACCCAUCUCAGCCCUAUGCAGGGGACCUGAGCCCGAGAGCCAGCGUGUCGGGUGCAUACAUUCUGAUUUGGUGUCUCUACAUGGUCGGGAAAUCGCCCGCCACCGCAGAUUCGGCCCGAAAGUGGAUCAUUCGACGCUUUCGGGAGAUCUUCCAGGGCGCGGGCAUGGAGAUUGCGCUGCCACUCCUUCAGGAAAUUGUGAGGAUAGAUCUGUCGAAGACAUGA
Messenger RNA from Aspergillus aculeatus ATCC 16872, 1290 nucleotides. RefSeq lists its product as uncharacterized. The record is from RefSeq and is a predicted model, not a curated record. The transcript has a single exon. Lineage: Eukaryota; Fungi; Ascomycota; Eurotiomycetes; Eurotiales; Aspergillaceae. Bases 1 to 1290 code for a protein of 429 amino acids.